AUGCAACGAUCCAAGGGUCGGUGGCUGGAUGCGGCCAGGGUGAUGACGCGGCACCACUGCCAGCGUGGCUGUGCUGGAGCUGCUUACCACGUUACAAGCACACCUCAUGCAGCUCCAACCCUAAUCGAUAUUCGCGAGGCGGAAGGAGGCGGACCGUCGGAAAUUGGAUCUGAAAUGUCAGGAUGGGGGAAGAAAGCGCGGACGGAGGGAAGGGGUCAAUCCGACCUUGUGAUUGCCGGGGAUCUUGGGGUUGCCGUGGUGCCGUACCAUCUUGGCGGAAGGCGGUGGUAUUCUGCUUUUCGUGGGAUGGAGGCGGCUGUGAUUGGUGGUCUCGGCUAUGCUGAUUCGCGACAGGUCCACAUACCACGUCACAGCUCCGUCUUGUCCCGAUAUUUCUCCUCCACGACCCCUCCUGAAGAACCCAAGCCGAAGAACUACGAGCACUACUACCCCAAGAGGAAGGCGGAGGAAGAGGGACGGCCUGCAGCUGCCGCUCAAACGCCAGGCGAGAAACCACAAGCCAGCGGACCCCAGCAGGAAUCAGCAACAGCAGGCGGAGCAGGAGGCGCAGGAGGAGGGGAGGGGGAUGGCAAGAAAGCAGACAGCAGCAGCGGCGGCAGUGAGGAGGGCAAGAAGAAAGGGCAGAAUUUCUGGGACGAGGCAUUUCCCAAGGACUUUCAGAACAGCCUCUACCCCUUGCUGUCCGCGGCGUUUUUCCUCUCGCUCACGUCGAUGCUAACGAGUGAUGCCAGCAGCGAGGCGGUGGAGAUCAGCUUCCAGGAGUUCAAGAACGAGCUGCUGGAGAAGGGGCUCGUAGCCAAGGUGGAGAUAGUCAACCGCACCAAGGCCAAGGUGGAGCAGAUGGCGGCCUACCGGUACUACUUCCAGAUUGGCAGCGUUGACUCGUUUGAACGCAAGCUGGAUGACGCCCAGAACGCCAUGGGCAUUGACGGCCACAACAGGAUCCCAGUGACCUAUGCCUCUGAAGUGAGCUGGCAGCAGGAGCUGCUGCGUCUGCUCCCCACGGCGCUCAUCAUUGCCGCCUGGAUCUACUUCAGCCGUGGCCUGCAGUCCGGCUUCGGCAUGGGCGGCAUGGGCGGCCCGGGCGGCACAGGCGGCGCCAAGGGGAUCUUCAACGUGGGAAAAGCAGCAGUGACAAAAAUGGACAAGCACAGCAAGAACAAGGUCUAUUUCAAAGACGUCGCGGGGUGUGACGAGGCCAAGCAGGAGGUUAUGGAGUUUGUACACUUUUUAAAGAACCCCGCUAAGUACCAGGCACUCGGGGCGAAAAUCCCAAGGGGGGCGCUGCUGGUGGGGCCGCCUGGCACGGGGAAGACGCUGCUGGCCAAGGCGACGGCGGGGGAGGCGGACGUGCCAUUUCUGUCCAUCUCUGGUUCGGAUUUCAUGGAGAUGUUUGUCGGCGUGGGGCCGUCCCGUGUGAGGGAUCUGUUUGCUCAAGCCCGAGCCUGCAGCCCCAGCAUUAUCUUCAUUGAUGAGAUUGAUGCGGUAGGCAGGGCCAGGGGCCGCGGGGGGUUUGCAGGGGGGAAUGACGAGCGGGAGAAUACGUUGAACCAGCUGCUGGUCGAGAUGGAUGGGUUUACUACUACCUCGGGGGUGGUGGUUCUCGCAGGGACGAACCGGCCGGAUAUUCUUGACCCCGCUCUGCUGCGGCCGGGCCGUUUCGACCGUCAGAUUACGAUUGAUCGCCCGGACAUCAAGGGCCGGGAGCAGAUCUUCCGGAUUUACCUGAGCCGCGUGCGGCUGGAUAAGGAGGUGGAGUUUUACUCGCAGCGGAUGGCGGCGCUGACGCCGGGGUUUGCGGGCGCGGACAUUGCGAACGUGGUGAACGAGGCGGCGCUGAUGGCGGCGAGGAAUGACCGCGAGGUGAUCCUCAUGCAGGACUUUGAAGCGGCUGUGGACCGCGUGAUUGGCGGGCUGGAGAAGAAGGGCAAGGUCAUAAGCGCAACGGAGCGGCGCACCGUAGCCUACCAUGAAGCCGGGCAUGCGGUGGUGGCGUGGUUCCUGCAGCACACAGAGCCGCUGCUCAAGGUGUCCAUCGUGCCACGUGGCACCGCAGCAUUGGGUUUCGCACAGUACCUGCCCAACGAGAACCUAUUGAUGACUAAGGACCAACUCAUCGACAUGACUUGCAUGGCCCUUGGGGGGAGGGCGGCCGAGCAGGUGUUACUGGGUAGCGUGUCAACAGGAGCACAGAACGACUUGGAGCGAGUGACCAAGACGACCUACAACCGUGUUGCAGUCUACGGCUUCAGUGACAAGCUCGGGCUGCUCUCCUUCCCCAAGGCCACCAACAGCGAGGGCCUGGAGGGCCUCUCCAAGCCCUACAGCAACGAAACGGCCGAUCUGAUCGACACCGAGGUGCGGGAGGCAGUGGACUCGGCGUACAGAAGGACUCUCGAGCUGAUGGAGAAGCACCGCGGGGGGGUGGCAGCUGUGGCGGAGGAGUUGCUGGUGAAGGAGGUGCUGCAUCAGGAGGAUUUGUGUCAGUGUACGAGCGACUCGUCAGUGUACGAGCUCGGUGUAUGGGGAAAACUAAUGACAGUUCAUCAUUACGGAGAAUGGUGGUGUAACGUGUUACUUUGUGGUAUGCUGUGA
Messenger RNA from Closterium sp. Yama58-4, 2616 nucleotides. The record is from the annotation of a GenBank genome assembly. NCBI's taxonomy places the organism in Eukaryota, Viridiplantae, Streptophyta, Zygnematophyceae, Desmidiales, Closteriaceae.